CUACUCAGCCAACCACGUGUGUCGGUCGUGUUGGUGAGCGCUUGUGUUAUAUCUCUCUCACUAAGGAAACCAUAAUACGUUAUCUAGAAACUUACAGCGGACAUCUUAUUAGUGACAGUACACGUGUAUGGUGAGAUAGUGAUUCAUGCGACAGGUGUCCUCAAUGUGAUUAGCCUAAAGGUGUUUCGUGUCAACCGAGAACGCUAAUCAUCACUGAUAUAUAUUUCUAGUGACUAAUAAAUACUUGAAUUAUUACACUUUUGGACUAUUGUGUGAAUUACAAGAGUAGCCACAGUGUUGCCAAGAUGAGAAUUAAUCUUGCUUUAAGGUUGAUGUUGGUGGCGGCAGCAGCGUGUGGGGUGUGCGAGGGCGCGGUUGACAUGGUAAGGCUGUUUCGACCUGGUGGCAGCCCCUCCGUGACCUCUUCCACCCUCGCCUGGGUCACAGCCACACCAAAGCUACCCGAGCACGCCGUCCCCAUCAGCAACAGUAGCCCCACGGGGCCCCACUGGUGUCGGGGCAGACACCGGGGCACGCACAUCCCCGGCUCACUCGGUGAAGAUGGUAUCUGUGUCGUCCCCUUUUUGAAGAAACAACACAAAUUGGAGAGGUUCGACGUCCUUGUUUCACUGAAUGGAUCUGCGAGGAUGCACCUGACGCCAUGGGAUAAGUACACAGCCAAGCCCCAUAACUCCAUAUUGUCUCCAGAAAUGAUGCUGGCCGUCGCUCCGGUAGACUCGAGCCCCAACUCUGCCCUGAUGGUGGGGCACGUGGGGCCGGGACGCAGGGAUCGCCGAGCCUUCCUGUUGGACGGUGACUCUAUCUUACGUGUGGAGAAGGCGUACAUUGUGGUGGAGGAGGAGCCCGUCAGCUACUCCCUCGGCAGCAUCGUUCUUGAUGAAUCCCGCCAGACGAUCGAGGAAAACAACUUCUUACUAAAGUCCUUCCUUCUGGAGAAUCCUGGGGAGGACACGGCGGAGAUAGAGGAGGAGAUUGUGUAUGAGGCGCGGGAGAAGCAGUACUGGGGGCGAGUCAAGGGUACAAUCACGGCUCUAAGGGCCAUUAUCACCAGCCCAGAGGAACCGCCCAUCGCCAUGCCCUCAUCAGACAAACCUUUGUCCCUCAUGUGGGGCAUCAACAACAACAUCGCGCGUGUUGAUUACGUCACGCUCGUGCACACACUUCCUCCAGGUGUAGGCGUCGAGGUGGAUCUGGAGGGGACAGUGAGGCACUACGAGGCUCCUUACAGUGGCUCUCUGACCGCCCACUAUGAAGAUGGCACCAGCCAGACCCGCAACAUCGUGUCCUUCCACACCCACGAGGCGCUGGUGGGCGUCGCUGCUGUGUACAGGCGUUACUACGACAUAAGUAAUGGUACCGAUAUCGACAUACCUGAGGUGACUGAGCUCGUCUACCAGCUCACCACAACCACUACCACAACAACCACCACGACAACUACAACCACGACAACUACUACCACACCCCCUCCAACGACGACGACUACAACUACAGAACCACCCACGACCACCACAGAAGAACCCUCUCCUGAACCCACCACAGAGAACCCAACAGAACCAGAACUCGACGUGGCAUGGCACCCGGAGUUCGAGUCACUGUCGAAGGAUUCCGAGUCAGAAGAGAUGGAGCGGAAUGUUGUGGAUACUGCCGAGGAUGACAAUAGCCAGGCGGUUACCAACAGACCAGCUGAUCGCGUUCUUUCUGCCCUAGCGUCCAUCUUCACAACUCUCAUCCUCCGGUACUACUCUACCUUCCCCAUCGUGUGAUAGUCAGCCCCCACACCAACCCUUGUAGUGAUAGUCAGCCCCCACACCAACCCUUGUAGUGAUAGUCAGCCCCCACACCAACCCUUGUAGUGAUAGGCAGCCCCCACACCAACCCUUGUAGUAAUAGUCAGCCCCCACACCAACCCUUGUAUAGUUAUUAGCCUUAAGUUUAGUAAAGUGAAGAUGUACUGUUUAUUUUUGGGGGGAUGAAUAAUGUGACGAGUGUAGAGAUUAUAUAUAAUUUUGGUUCUUGAAUUCCUAAGAAGGGAAUUCAACCAGUCCUGUAUAUUAUUACUGAGGUCUUCCAACUGGGUGUUUUGAGUGUACUGAUUCUAUGUUAUGUUGUAUGUGUGUGUGGGGGGGGGGGGAUCAAGAUGUAAUCACACAGCUGGUGGAUCACACAGCUGAUGUAUCACACAGCUGGUGGAUCACACAGCAGGUGGAUCACACAGCUGGUGGGAUCACACAGCAGGUGGAUCACACAGCAGGUGGAUCACACAGCAGGUGGAUCACACAGCAGGUGGAUCACACAGCUGGUAUUUGGGCUGGAAGCAGAUGACACAAAUAGCAUAGAGGCAUCACACAGGUGACAGACCACUAAUAACCCACUUCCUGUUGAUGACAAUUGUUGUGAGGCCCAGCACCAGGUCUACAGAUUACCUCACGAAGAUAUGUGACAUAUUCGCACCUGUAGUUAUCCUCUGA
Homarus americanus (American lobster) is the source of this 2489-nucleotide messenger RNA. Its product is annotated as protein unzipped-like. Bases 306 to 1784 code for a protein of 492 amino acids. The transcript has 2 exons. The record is from RefSeq and is a predicted model, not a curated record. Lineage: Eukaryota; Metazoa; Arthropoda; Malacostraca; Decapoda; Nephropidae.